AGUAGGAACAAAUUCCUGGAUUAUAGAACAGACACACUUUUUACCAUGGAUAAUCUUCAAAGUGAAAAGCUGUUUGAAUAAUCUGGACCAAGUGUGGGAUGGCGGAGAGUGUACCCACUAUGGAUAACUCAGAUGAGGAGUUCUAUGAUGUGCCGGAUUCCUUCCUCGAGCUAUACCGUGGGGAAGGAGAGAAAACUCCACCAGCAUCACAGACUGACUACGCUCCUUCUCCAGGACAAGUCGCAGCUCUCAAUGCUGAAAGCAAAGCUUCGCAAUCUGUCACAGGUAAAUCAGACAAAUAUAUAAAUAACACUGUUAUAAUAAUGAAAAAGCAUGUAGGAAAUUAUAAGUGCAUUGUUUGUACAGAGCCCAACCCUCCUGUGCAGAUUUCAGUCUAUCAGGUCAGCAGUGAGUCACUGUCCCUGCGUUGGGAUACCCCUGCUGGUGAAGUGGAGAGUUAUGUUACGUUGUCAACAGACACAAACAAGCUGACUCUCAGCCACCUGAAGCCUGGGGUGUGCUACUCUCUUCUGGUGUCUACACAACUUAGGAAUGGAAGAAUAAGAAAGCCAGCUGUGACAUCUGCCUUGACGAAGACGUAUCUAGAGAGCUUCAUGGAGAAUAUAGGGUUGGAGCAGCUGUACCCCGAGAAGCUAUCCAAGAGCACAAUACUUCAGAUAGGCAAGAAGACCAUCACUGAUGAACCUCCCAAGUGUAACGCAGAUCUUCCAUGGUACUUCCUAAAGAAACUGAUGAUGGUUAAUGUGAAAGCUAGAAAUGUGAAAUGUACAUCUGCAUGUGAGUCUAACGAUGAUGAUACACUGUCAGAUCUUGAUAAUCUUGAUAAUCUAGGAAAUAGUAUAAAUUCAGGUGACAGGCUAAACCCCCUUGACAUAAUCACUGCCCUCUUUCUGUGCUCGGAUGGUUUCGUACGGCAGGAACUGGCACUCAAAAUGUCCAUGUGUCAGUUUUCAGUUCCUCUGUUGCUUCCUAACUGUGACACAAAGCAGUGCACACUCAUGCUUUGGGCCAUGAGAGACAUUGUUAAAAAGUACAGACCUCAGUCCCUGACCGAAUCCAAGGGCUUUAUUGAAGAACGAAUUGUUCUGUCUGAAUUUCCAUUGAUAUCAUUUGUGAGACUCGGUGAGUGCUCCUUGUCCAAGUCAGAGAUCCUCAAUAAGCUUUUGAGCAAUUCUCAGCAGUACAAUGAUACCUUUGUUCAUCAUGAUAUGGAGUGUGGUGACAGUCCAAGGAGAAUAUCCAAUGGACUCGUUGAAAUCUCUUGGUACCUUCCAUGUGGGAACAAAAACAUGGACGUCUUCAGUGAGCCAGUAGCUGUAGCUAACCUUCGAGGGGACAUUGCUUCAUUUCAAACACAAUUUUCCUUUUUGUGUCAGACAUCUGCAGCAGUGUUUGUGUUCUUUGACACCUUGGAUUCUGAAUGUGAGCUACUUACCAACCAACAACACAAGACACAGAUAUUUUUGGUUGGGAACCAUCAAAGCAAGCGUUCCAGUAUCGACACUCUCAAAAAGAAAGCAACCAAGUUGGGCUUGACUAAGUACAUCUUACUUUUGAAGACCAAACGAAUGAAUGAUGCAGACUUUGUCCAAACAAUGCGAAAAAAAGUCAGCAACGUAGUUGAGAACUCAAAAAUGAAGAUGAGAAUUGAGCAGAUGGCUGACAUUGCCCACGAACUGGGAAUCUUGGUUGAUGAAGAGUCUUCAGAGUGCCAGACUGCCAAGAAAAAUGCAGAUGCCAUCACGACUGAAAUUCAAGAUAUCCUUCAAUACAAAGAAGCUGAGCUGCCCUUACAAGGCCAAAUAUGGAAGGAACUGACUCGCUUAGAGAAGGAAGAAUGUCGGUUUCGAAAUGUCGGAUCCAAGAAUAUAGAAGACUACAAAAGUGAUCUUCUCCUAGAGAAAACACAACUUCGGAAAGAACAGAACUCUCAUGACAUUUCAAAUGCAAUGACAUGUUUCAUCAAUGCAAUAUCAAGCCCAGAGAUAGAGAGGUGCUAUUUCCUGAAAUGGAUGCGAAUGAACCUCGAUAACGUGUCUCGAGAGAAAUUGUCUGACCUCAGGGAGCGGUACAAAGAAAAAUGCAAAAAUCCUGAAAACAAAGAAGAAAUCAAAGACAUUGACAGACAACUUUCCAACAGCUCAUUGGGGAUUGAACACUUCUUCCGUGAAAUGGGUCAGAUCUAUGAAGCUUCACUUUCCCUUCCAGAAACUGAACCAUCACGUAAACAACUACAGCACUUGCCCAAACUAUGUGCACAAUUGUUACUCGAUGGACUUCCUCUUGAGCUUGUAGAUGGAGAAGCAUCCAACAUACCUCUCAGAUGGAUUAGUGACGUUCUUUCUCAGCUCAAUGACUUGAUGUCUCCUCAGAAUAAGAUACUGGUAGUCACUGUUCUUGGAGUUCAGAGCACAGGGAAGUCCACUCUCCUCAACACUAUGUUUGGAGUGCAGUUUGCAGUCAGCAGUGGUCGAUGCACUCGAGGGGCCUUCAUGCUGCUCAUCAGAAUCAAUGAAGAUAUCAAAAAAGAACUCAACUGUGACUUCAUGGUGAUCAUCGACACCGAGGGCUUAAAGUCACCAGAGCUUGCACAACUGGACAAUAGCCAUGAGCACGACAAUGAGCUUGCAACACUUGUUGUUGGGCUGAGUGACGUCACCAUCAUCAAUAUUGCAAUGGAGAAUUCAACCGAAAUGAAAGACAUCCUACAAAUAGUCGUGCAUGCUUUCCUCCGGAUGAAAGAGGUGGGCAAAAAGCCCAAAUGUCAGUUUGUUCACCAGAAUGUGUCAGACGUUUCAGCCCAUGAGAAGAAUUUACGAGACAGGAAACUGCUGAUGCAACAGUUAAACGAGAUGACCCAGGCAGCAGCCAAAAUGGAAAAGAAAGAAGAGAACAAGAACUUCACUGAUGUGAUGGAGUACAGUCCAGACACUGGGAACUGCUACAUUCCUGGACUCUGGAAUGGAAACCCACCAAUGGCACCAGUCAAUGCAGGGUACAGUGAAGCUGUGUAUGAGCUGAAGAAGAACAUAAUCCAUGUUUUGGGAAGUUGUGAGUCAUCUGCUUAUGAUAUCUUGGAGUUUACAAAGUGGAUGAAAAGUCUUUGGAAUGCAGUAAAGCAUGAGAACUUCAUCUUCAGCUUCAGAAACAGCCUGGUGGCUGAUGCCUACAUGAAGCUGUGCUCAGAAUUCAACAAAUGGGAAUGGGAAUUCAGACAACUCAUGUACACGUGGGUUACAGAUGCAGAAACAAGGAUUCGCAACUUUGGUACCGUUGCUGGGAAAUCUGAGAUAUCUGACAUGUCAGAAUGUGUCAAACAGUUGAAAAGUGAAGCUUCCACAAUUCUGUCUGAAUGGGAGACAAAGCUUCUUGAAAACCUGGCACGGUACUUCAAGCAGACAGAGGGUCAUGUCUACCUCGUUGAAGAAUACAAAGAAGUCUUUAAAAGCAGUGCUAAGAGUUUUCGACGACAAAUGCAGAGCUCCGUGUUUAAUCAACUCACAGCAGCAGCUGACAUCAGAAACGGGAUGACAGAACUUGAGAGAAUCAAGGAGAAUCAUACAAAAGAAUUGGAGGGGAGAGUGCAUGCAUUGAUAGAAGAGUGUCAGAAGAAAAAUAUCCAAAUGACAGAAAAGGAGCUGGAUGAAGAAUUUGACAAGAUGUGGACUGAAACGGAGAAGGAACUUUCCUUUAAAGAAAUGAAGUUCGAUGACAUUUACAACAGUGUGACUCACCAGCUGCGAGAAGAUGUAUUACAUAAGGGAAGUCAUGCAUCUAAAUUGUUAAAUAAAAACAGGCUGCAAGAUUGUGGAUUGGAUCCUUUUAUAUACACAGCUAAAGGAUUCUUAAAGCGUUGUCAAGACACAUGGAGUAAGGUGUUCAAUGUUCAAAGUCACACAACGGCUGUACAACACUUUGCAGAUUGCAUCAUUGAUCAUUGCAAACAGUUGAUAAGUGAUAAGAUGCAAAGACAAAAUAAUUACCAUGACACUUACAUCCAGGAGAUUUUAAAAGUGAUUGAUGAGAGGCUGCAAAACAAUCAGGAUGUUCAGACAGACAUCAAGUUUGAAGUUUCCCUGAAACAGUACAUCUGUGGCUUUGCAGCCACACAGUUUCAGAAAAUGCAUGAGGAUUACAUACAGGCGAAUGAUCCUUCCAGAUGUCUGAAUCAAAACAAGGAAAAGUUUCGCACUGACUUUAAAGAUGUAUUCCAUGACCGAGACCAGUGCCAAAAGAAGGCAGAAGAAUUCACGCGUUGCUGCUUGAAGCCUGCAGUCGAAGACUUUGUCUACCGGUCCCUGGGUCCUGAUAUCAUUGGAGAAAUGCUGACAAAUGAGCAGUUCAGCACACGGAUGUCCUUCCAGUACUCAGUUUUACUGGAUUUGCUUAGAAAGGAUGUCUUUAAGAACUAUCGGAGCUACAUUUGCUUCUAUGAAGUGUAUGUCAAGAAGUGGAUACUCAACAAAAUAGUGGAACGCUUCUCAGAAGAGUCUACGAUGUUUGAGUUUGAGGAUCGACAUGUUCAGUCAAGUAUCAGGAUCAUCAAUGCUGCUGUCAACAAAGCCAAAACAGAAAAGAGUGCCAACUUGGAGUCAUUUGUUAAAAACGUCUGUCAGGAACUUGGUGAUAAGCUGGUCAUUUCCCAGGAUGCUCUUGGUGCUUUCAUGAUCCUGAACAAUGCCGACCAGGAGCAGUUUGCUCACUGGCUGACUGAGUGUGUGAAGGACAUGGCACAAGACCUUCAAGAGGAGUUUAAUGAAACAGACAUACUAAUGAAACUAAAAGACCUUCGUGUGAAGCCUCAGAACGAGCUUUUCACCAAACUGAUUGGAUGUGGUAAGCAGUGUCCAUUCUGCGCAGCGCCUUGUGAGGCAGGAGGACAAGAACAUAGCGAGCACUUUGCUUCACUACAUCGGUCGACAGCUCUGGGUCAAUACAGAUGUUCUCUCUCACAGAUACUUAUCACUGAUAUAUGCUCCUCUCUUGUGAUCACACCAGACAGGACUUUUCGGUGUGAUGCUACAAACUGGGAAAUUCACCACUUCAAGGAUUACAAAGCCAUUUUCCCUGACUGGAAAAUCCCACCAGAUGGAAGCCUUGAGGCAUCAGACUACUGGAAAUAUGUACUCGCCAAAUUCAACAACAAGUUCGCCAAAGCAUUCAAAGCAGAGCCUGCUGAUAUUCCUGAAAUGUGGGAAAUGAUUACACCUCAGCAAGCAGAGGAAAGCCUCAAAGAGUCUUUCAACAUCAAGUGAGGAAGACUCCACGCAUUGUGGUUACAGAGGUGCACACCCUCAUAAAUAUUCAUUAUCCUCCUGUGAAUAUUUAGAUCUUACUUGUUUUACAUGAUAAAAAGGAGGAUCAGAAAUAGUAUCAUGGCAUUACAAUAUGACAAGAUUAAAGACAAUAGUCCUGUGACAACUUACUGUCAGCUUUCCAUGAGGAGCAAGAAAAAGCCUCCUGACUGCAAACAUUACAAACUGGUCUGGGAUGAGCACAACACAGGACCGGAGGGCUCUACAGCAGGUGAUUAAAGACCCAGAACAUCAUUGGCACAUAUCUACGAGGCUUCAGUGAUAUUGUUGAGAGGAGGAAGACAAACCCUCCCCAGCCACCACCUGUUCACCCUGCUGCCGUCUGGAAGAGAUGCAGAAGAAUCAGCUGCCAUUAGACUUUAGAACAGCUUCUUUCCUAUGGCUGAGAGUCAUGAACUCAUCCUCCACCCUCCAUAUACACAUAUAAUACUGUUUUUUUCCUUCCUACAUAGCACAUUGAGACUACAAUCCACAUGUUGAUGUGCAACCCUGUCGUACAAAGACAAAUACAAACCGUGUCAUCUUGUAAUAUUGUGAGUACACGUAUAUAUUUUCCAACAAUUUACAAUAUGAGAAUAUGAGAAAAUCCCUGCAGCGCUCAGAUCACAUUUAACAUGUUUAUUAAAAAUAAUCUGCUUUAACUAUGUUUAUUUUGCCGUUUUAAAUAUGUAUUGAUAUAUCAGUAUAUUGGCACAUGUUAGAUGAUCAGACUUUGGUUUAAAUGUUUUUGUGGAAGAUGAUUUUCAUUAUAUUGUUAUUGAAAAAAUGUAACCUGUGAAUCGAAUGUCAUAUCUUUCAUUUAGGUUUUUUUAUUCUGUGACGUUUCUAAUCUCAAAUGUUAAAAUUCUUUUUCACAUUUUUUUUAAGAGGACGGUUUUAUUGGAUUCAGUAUGAUGUACAACUGGAGUCAGAAUAUUUGAGUCUAACAAUUGUUUCUGUGAAGUAAACGAUGCAAAACAUUAACAUUGAAAUCUAUAAAACUAUAAUUUGUUCUGAACGUCAACGUGUAAGUUGUGAUCUUAUUGAGAAGAAUAUGUUUUGCUUUAUUAGUUAACGUUUUAAGUUUUAAGUCUUUGUUUUUAUUUCGGUUAAGUAUGGUUCCAAAUAUCUACAUAUUUCGGUUCAUGUUGUCACUUCUACAUAAAAUUCCACAUAUUUUAAAUCUUUCUUGUGGUAUUGUUCACAUUUUAACAUUGUUUUAAUCAAGUUGUGUGUGAUGUGUAAUUAUUUUGACUCUAAAUCUAGAAUAUCUUCGUAAAGUAUCUAUGCAAAACAUUAUAUUUGUAUCGCUCUUUUAAACACUUUCUUUUAUUAUUAUUAGUAUUUCAUGAAAUAUAUUUACAUUUUUAACUUUACAAAAUUGAUGCUGUGUUGAUUUACGUUCAUGCAUGACAAAGUUUGUUUUAAUCAAGUGCAAUAAAUAUAUUUUUCCUUUCAAGUAUCUGAUUCCAACAUUUAGAUAAACAAAAUCAAAUGAUGUCGUGACUGUUAACAUGUUUACUUCCCUCUGUUCACUCUGUAUCAAUAAAGAAGCACAAGAGUCA
Molecule: messenger RNA, 6880 nt
Organism: Pseudoliparis swirei
Lineage: Eukaryota; Metazoa; Chordata; Actinopteri; Perciformes; Liparidae
Product: interferon-induced very large GTPase 1-like
Exons: 8
Coding region: 99-5276 (1725 amino acids)
Molecular function (GO): protein binding; GTP binding
Source: RefSeq, a predicted model, not a curated record